UUUGUUCUCUCAUUCAUAAUCUCCAAGAAUCAGUUUGACCUGAAUGGAGCCAUACUAUCCACCUUCACUCGGUUCAGACGAUACAGUCUACAGUGCAGAUAGUAUUGAGUUUUGUCCAUUCUCAAGCCACUCCAGCUUGCUAGGCUGCGGGACCUAUCAGCUUGCGAAGGACGAGUCUGAGGAAUAUCAACAAUCCUCACAGGAGCAUCGACAGGCCAAAGACCACAAGGACCAUAAGAAUGAUGAAGAUGAAGACGAAGAAGUUAAAUUUGAUAAACCAAUGCUUCGCUUAGGGAGGCUCUUGAUGUAUAAUGUGGAGGGCCAUAGUGACGAAUCGCGAAAGCUGAGAAACACUUCAUGUAUUCAAACAGCAGCUAUCCUUGACAUGAAAUGGUCGCAUCAACUGAUCAAUGGGCACCCAACGCUUGGCGUAGCAGAUGCUUCGGGUGAUCUUUCUCUCUAUCAAUUCAAAAACGAUGGCAAUGACCCGGAGCUCGUUAUAAAGUAUGAAACAAAUACCGAAAAGAAGUUGGCGCUAUCACUCGAUUGGUCAAAUCGUGUACAAGCAAGCGGAAACACACGGAUUGCAGUGUCUUUGAGCAAUGGCGACAUUACCAUUCUAGAUCUUGAUUCAUCUAUCCUACAAGAAAAUCAGACAUGGCACGCUCAUGACCUUGAGGCAUGGAUUGUUGGAUGGAAUUAUCAUGAUACCAAUAUCCUCUAUACUGGGGCUGAUGACUGUAGACUCAAAGGAUGGGACAUGCGUAUGAAUUGCAGCUAUGCCACGUUUACAAGUAAAGCACAUACCAUGGGUGUUUGUAGUAUCCAAUCCAAUCCACAUGAUCAACAUACACUUGCAACCGGAAGCUAUGACGAAAACGUGCUGAUCUGGGAUACUCGAAACAUGAGGGAUCCAUUGUCGAGAACAGAGGCUGGCGGCGGUGUUUGGCGGUUGAAAUGGCAUCCUACACGUAAGGAUACUCUUCUAGCAGCGUGUAUGCACAAUGGUUUCCAUGUACUGCACUACACUGAGGAUUGGCUAUCCGCAUCGAUCGAGUCGAGCUUUACGGAGCACAAAAGUCUCGCUUAUGGUGUGGAUUGGUCCUACGCACCUCUAGAAACAUCAUUGUAUAAACAGCCGUUGGUUGUGAGCUGUUCUUUUUACGAUCAUUUGAUUCAUCUUUGGCGACCGAAAGCAUAAAAAUGUCACCAAUUACCUAACCUCACACGUUAGUCUACAAUUGAAAUGGAUUUUGACAUGGAAAUAUGAAAGCAAUAAAAAGUCCUACACUAACAAUGGUGAACUAAUGGAGCUCUUUAGUUGACUAAUGGUUAAAUUAAGACCAUUGGCCUUAGACUCCAAGAAAAUAUUCAUCCACAGAAUUGA
Lobosporangium transversale is the source of this 1387-nucleotide messenger RNA. Its product is annotated as WD40-repeat-containing domain protein. The transcript is spliced from 7 exons. Gene Ontology annotation, molecular function: protein binding. The record is from RefSeq and is a predicted model, not a curated record. The coding region runs from base 44 to 1201 and encodes 385 amino acids. NCBI's taxonomy places the organism in Eukaryota, Fungi, Mortierellomycota, Mortierellomycetes, Mortierellales, Mortierellaceae.